This is a messenger RNA of Cladophialophora yegresii CBS 114405, 1590 nucleotides long. RefSeq lists its product as uncharacterized. Gene Ontology annotation, molecular function: transmembrane transporter activity. Bases 1 to 1590 code for a protein of 529 amino acids. Lineage: Eukaryota; Fungi; Ascomycota; Eurotiomycetes; Chaetothyriales; Herpotrichiellaceae. Gene Ontology annotation, biological process: transmembrane transport. The transcript is spliced from 3 exons. The record is from RefSeq and is a predicted model, not a curated record. Gene Ontology annotation, cellular component: membrane.
AUGGCCACCCACGAAGUCCACCAGGACUACAUCCAUGACUCCGACCGGAGUUCAUUGAAUGGAGUCAAGCACGAUCCCGCCGAAUAUGUCGAGGCCCCUGUGACCGUGGGGCGAGAGCCUCCUCCGUAUGUCAAGUCGCUCAGUACAGAGGAGCGCCGGAUCGCGGAGAGGGCGUUGGUACGAAAGAUUGAUUUCCGACUUAUACCUACGAUUAUCCUCAUGUAUAUUUUGAACUAUCUUGAUCGAAACAACAUCGCGGCAGCCAGACUCGCUGGUCUCGAGGACGAGCUGAAGCUCCACGGCACCCAGUAUCAGACAGCUGUCAGCAUUCUCUUCGUCGGCUACCUGCUCAUGCAAAUUCCUUCCAACUUGUUCCUCAACAAAAUCGGCAAACCUCGGCUUUACCUCCCCACCGCCAUGAUCGUCUGGGGCACCAUAUCCGCCGCCACUGCCGGCGUCGAAUCUUUUGGCGGUCUUAUUGCUGUUCGGUUCUGCCUAGGUUUCGUCGAAGCGGUGUACUUUCCUGGUUGUUUAUAUUUUUUAAGUUCUUGGUAUACCAGAAAAGAACUGGGCUUCAGAACGGCAAUGCUAUAUUCAGGGUCGCUCAUUUCGGGUGCCUUCUCCGGUCUCAUCGCGGCAGGCAUCACUAAGAACAUGGACGGGACCGCAGGUCUCCGAGCUUGGAGAUGGCUCUUCAUCAUCGAGGGAUGCGUUACCAUUGUCAUUGCUUUCGGCGCAAUCUUCGUGUUGCCCAACUUUCCGAGAACCACCCCUUGGCUAUCACACGAGGAGAAACAACUUGCUGUGUGGCGACUGGACGAAGAUAUCGGCGAAGACGACUGGGUGGACAGCAAGCAGCAGACUUUCUUCCACGGAUUCAAGCUUGCGGUCAAGGACAUCAAGAUGUGGAUCAUGAUGCUCAUGCUCUUCUGCAUCGUGGCCUCUGGCUCUGUAACGAACUUCUUCCCCACCGUCGUUCAAACCCUCGGAUACGGCGACAUCGAGUCGCUCUUGCUCACGGCACCCCCCUACGUCCUCUGCGUCAUCACCGCAUUCCUGAACGCCUGGCAUGCUGAUCGUACUGGCGAACGCUAUUUCCACGUCACUGUGCCUCUCUACGUCGCCAUGGCGAGCUUCAUCCUCGCAGCCGCCACCACCGCCACCGCACCAAGAUAUGUGGCCAUGAUGCUGAUGGUUCCGGGCGUGUAUACCGGCUAUGUCGUGGCUCUGGGCUGGAUCUCCAACACCAUGCCCCGCCCGCCCGCGAAACGUGCGGCCGCCCUCGCCGCGAUUAAUGCGGUCAGCAACACCAGCUCCAUCUACGCCAGUUAUAUGUUCCCCAAGAGCGAUGGGCCGAGAUACGUCUUGGCGAUGAGUGUCUGCUCGGGCACGGCUUUCAUCGCCAUCUGCGCGGCGACGGUGCUGCGGUUGAUCCUCGUGCGGCUGAACAAGAAGUUGGAUCGAGGCGAGUGGGUUGAGGGAGCGAUUAACAAGGGGGCGCGAGGCGCGGGGCAUAAGCAUGAUCUCACCGUUCAAGAGGGAGCGAUUCCGAGUGAAGCCGCUGCGAGGGGGUUCCGAUUUUUGUUGUAA